AUGGUGCUCGUGGAGCAUACCUUCGAUGCCAAAUGCCGACAGACCCCCGUUCGCCUUACUGAGAGGGACGGAGGCAUGCCGCCGCUUAAGGCGCAAUUCUUUUACUCUUCAUCGAUACCCAUAGACGAUCCGCUCUCUGCGAGCUCGCAUACGGCUACUACGGACUUUAGAAAAUACAAGGAGCUGCUGCGACCCUUCGGCCGAGGUGAUAACAACGCUCUAGAAAAAGUGUGGUUGUCUCUGUCCACCUCCGAAAACCGCAGUCGCCACGAGGCGCUGCGUUCUGGAAAAUCAAAGAAUGGAUCCAUGGCCAAACAAGAUGCCGAGGCGCGCGAGGACCUUGUGCAAAGAGCUGCUCAAAAGUACGGAAAAUUUCAUGACGGAGUCAGGCGCGGCCAAGACAGUCCGGUGCGCUCCACAAUCGUAACACAUGAGACGCAAGAGGAAAUAUGCUGUUCUGAGCUGCUGGAAGAGAUUGAAAUUCAGCUCAAGACAACAACAUGCUCACUAGCGAGAGCAGUUGAUCCGGCGUUUAGUCCAGAGGCAGUUGCCAAAGACGUAGCAGCAUUGGUACUCCGUCGUCAGCUAGGCCGGGACGAUGAGGGAAGUUCUCACGCAAUUCCCUUCCAGGCAGGCUCCUCUAGGAACCAAUCCAAAAUCACACGGCCGCGAACUCCUACUCGGAAGGAACACGAAACCAGCAAAUCGCAUGACUCGAAUCACCCGCCCACAACCAAGUCCAAACUAAUGGAGCCAAAAACGGCACAUGUCACCGUUGGAAUCUCUAGACUGCAUAUGGUUGAUCUACCUGCUCUUCAGAUGAAACCAAUUUACUGGUCACCGAUAAACGAUAUUGCAGUUGUAAUGAGAGCAACAUGGUUUUACAGAGAUACGAUGUCGCCAGUGUCGGCAGCAGUGGCCAACCAGUUAGAAGCUGGAUAUCAAGAAUUGAAGCCUUGGACAGCGACCUGGACGGAAGAAUUGGAAUGCGCUCUGGAAGUCGGAGCCGCAGGCGAAGAGAAAGUUUCACAUCAACUAUGGCCGAAGCACUACCAACCGCUCAAUGGAGUCACCCCCAACGGCACCGAGCCGGUCAUUUCAUCUGAUCUAUUCUGCGCAGCACGGUGUUUUCGGGGCGAUGCUGCUGCCAACGGAUCCAUACACUCGCUCAAUAUGGAGAAGGAGCUUCCUAAUCGUCCCUUUGCCAACUACCAAGUCAUCUAUAGAGAUUGCAAGACGGCAUUCCUACUGAAGCCCAACUUAGCGCCAUCUUUAAAUCAUGGUAGACGCCCCGUUGCAAAGAUAAUGCGAGGAAUCACUGUGGGACUACCCGUCGUCCGUGACUUCGAUAGACGUUCCUGGAACAGGCACCACGGUCCCAAGAAUGCCGCCGCUGUGGCAGCAGAGGAGGUACCUGCUGUUGACAACCAAGAGGAAGAGAUACUAACCGAAUGUCCGGCUUGCACAGCUGAAAAGGACCGUGGGCAAAUUACAGACCUUGUUCUAGUUGCCCACGGCAUUGGUCAAAAAAUCGCAGAGAGGGUGGAAAGUUAUCACUUCACACAUGCUAUCAAUAGCUUCCGACGAGCCGUUAACAUUGAGCUUGGGAACCCAACAAUCCAAAAUGUCCUCCGCGCCGACCAGAAUGGCUUGAUGAUAUUGCCACUGAACUGGAGAGUUGGGCUGUCUUUUGACAGUGAGGACGCGGCACAGAAAGGGGUCAAGGAUAUGGUAGAACCCUUUGAUUUGAAAGACAUCGAGCCCACUACUAUACCUGCGGUUCGAAGUAUGAUUUCUGAUGUCAUGUUUGAUAUUCCGUUCUACAUGUCCCACCACAAGAGCAAGAUGAUCACAGCUUUGGUUCGCGAGGCCAAUCGCGUUUACAGACUCUGGUGUCGAAACAAUCCUGGGUUUUCUGAUAAAGGCAGAGUUCACCUGAUCGCGCACUCGCUGGGUAGCGUCAUGACGGUCGACAUUUUAUCGAGACAGCCAACCAGUGUCCCGAGAUUGAACCUCGCCACGCCAACAGCGCUAGAUGAUCAGCACUUUGAGUUCAACACCACGAACCUCUUCCUGGCUGGUAGCCCGGCUGGCUUCUUUUUGUUGCUGGAAAAAGGUGCGCUGAUUCCUCGCCGAGACAGGCGAAAGCCAGGGGCGGAUGAUGGUGAUGCAGCUGCGAGAAACGUAGCCGGGGAGGCUGGGACAUUCGGCUGUUUGGCUGUGGAUAACGUAUACAAUAUCUUGGCUAAAGAGGAUCCAAUUGCAUAUCUGUUGACCGGCGCAGUUGACCCCUCAUAUGCCUCGAGCCUCAAGGUCGCCUACGUGCCCAGCGUCACGCCCUCGCUCAUGAGCACUGUCCGGGAUGUUGUUAGGAAGGUAAUUCCGGGCCUGACGCCGGAGCCAGACCCGCUUGCUGUCGAACCCGAACGACCGACGACAGCUCGCAUGCCCUCGCAGCUAGAGCUAGAGAUUCACGAUUUUACAAGAGAAGAGAUCGCCGAGAAGAAGGCCUACCUUCUCAAUGAUAACGGCCAACUUGAUUGGUUCUUGCGGUCAUCUGGGGGGCCCCUUGAGAUCCAGUACCUGAACAUGCUUAGCGCGCACACAAGCUAUUGGACAAACCAAGAUUUCAUCCGCAUGGUGUGUCUGGAAAUUGGCCGCAAACCAGGCCGUAGCCACACGUUUCCAGCCAUGAGAGCUGUUAAGGACACGAAACGGAGCAGCAGCAGGUAA
This is a messenger RNA of Akanthomyces muscarius, 2733 nucleotides long. RefSeq lists its product as uncharacterized. Bases 1 to 2733 code for a protein of 910 amino acids. NCBI's taxonomy places the organism in Eukaryota, Fungi, Ascomycota, Sordariomycetes, Hypocreales, Cordycipitaceae. Gene Ontology annotation, cellular component: cytoplasm. The record is from RefSeq and is a predicted model, not a curated record. The transcript is spliced from 3 exons. Gene Ontology annotation, molecular function: metal ion binding; glycerophospholipase activity.